This is a messenger RNA of Zasmidium cellare ATCC 36951, 4980 nucleotides long. RefSeq names its product carbohydrate esterase family 3 protein. The coding region runs from base 1 to 4980 and encodes 1659 amino acids. The record is from RefSeq and is a predicted model, not a curated record. Lineage: Eukaryota; Fungi; Ascomycota; Dothideomycetes; Mycosphaerellales; Mycosphaerellaceae. The transcript has 17 exons.
AUGUUGCGCAUGGUAACUCGAUGUGGGUUCUUGGCGUCCCUGCUGGCAGUCACUGCUUGGGCUCGCCAGAGCCAGGUACCAGAGAGCGAUGUCACGUCCAAACUCCAUCGUCGAGCACCAUUUCCAGUGCCCCUCAAGGUCUGUUGUGUCGGAGACUCCAUAACGUCAGGGAUCGGGUCUACUGGCGACAACGAGGGCGAUGCCUGGCGUCGAUACCUCUAUGAUCUGAUCACACAGGGCGGCACGUCAUCCACCUUCGUUGGCAAGCAGACCGGUCAAUACUCCGCUCCGGGCGGCGGAGUCGCAUCAGUCUCCUCGCCCAACUUUCCCCAGCCUGACAACGAGGCCGCUGGGGGCUAUCGUAUCAAUCAAAUCAUUGGUCUGCUCCAGCAAGAUGGCACUAUUGCGGCGGAGCAGCCUAACCUGGUCGUGAUUCACGCCGGAACGAACGACAAUGUGUUGCAAUUUGUUUAUCAAGAUGAAGCUCAGCCCAAUACACAGAAUUGUGUUGAUUUCACCUGCAUUGGUAAUGCUCAUGCAAGUGAAACUUGGGCUGAUGCACCGAACCGCUUAGGGAAUCUAAUCGACUAUGUCCUUUGUAACAACCCCAAUGCCGUCGUGCUAGUGUCUGUUCUGAUCCAGAACUACAUCAACGCGACUCAGGGGAACUUGUUCAAGGCGGCUGUGCCAGAAGUCGUCGCAUCGAGGUACGAAAAGGGCUUCAAGGUUCGACUUGUCGACCUGUCAUCGAUCUAUCCAUCCGACGACAACGAGUUACACCCCACGAACCCUGGCUACCAGGACAUGGCAAACCGAAUCUAUGCAGCGAUGCUGGACAUCCCUUCGAGCUGGUGGACAGCCAGCAAUACGAAAGCCAAACGCGCAGACUCAGGUCCAGUCGAGACGUGCGAUCGGAACUCGAUAUCCUUCACUGCGGCUGUGGGCGGUGCAAACGUUGCCGCUGGUUGGCAUGUGUCAGGAGAUCCGGGCGCCGGACCAUCCACCCCGGCGACGUCGGGUCAAGCUAGCUCCAAGCAGUGGGUGCCCCAGUGGGGAAAUGAUGGAGACAUUGCAAUUGGCACGGGCUAUCCUGGUUCUGGAGUGCGGCUGGCCGAUCUUGACGGAGAUGGGCUUGCUGACUACAUCUGGGUGAAUACAAGGGACGCCUCCUUUCGUGCUUGGUUGAACGGAGGCAAAGACGCAUGGUUCGCCAUCGACAAUGCAAAUGAGAUCCUCUGGGGCACUGGGGAACCUGACUAUGUUGAAUUUGUGGACCUAACUGGCGACAAGCGAGCUGAGUAUGUCUUGGUACAGAAUGGAGCAUUCCGAGUGUUCGUGAACGGUGGCAAAGACGGCGACAGCUGGAGCUUCAAGGAGUCCACCCUGGCCGGUCAACAGCUUACCAACGCCUUUGGUAGCGGUGGACUGGGCCUACACUACUUUGGAGACCUAAAUGGCGACAAACUGGCAGAUCUAGCUAUCCUACGAAGCAGUGGCGUCGUGGAUUUCUACAUUCAGCAGGGCACGAUCGGCACAGACAGCUUCAGUUGGUCCCCCUGUUUGAACCACGCCGAACUUACUGGAAGUAUGAAUCUAGUGGACAUUGAUGGAGACGGCCGUGCGGAUUACGUUUCCAUGGCCGACAAUGGCUCGCUCUCCGGCUGGCUUAAUACUCCCGGCGGCUCUUGCGACAUUACACGGGUUCCCAUCAGCGGACGAGGCGCAGACAGUCUUGCAUUCACCUAUGGUGUGCCGGCAUCGCAAGUACGACUAGCAGAUCUAACGGGUGACGGCAAGGCCGACUACGUGACGGUAACAGACGACACAGGACAGCUCAACUUGUACCCAAACAACGGCUACUUCAGCACUCAGGACAGCGGCGCGAGAACAGGGGGUAUCGGAGGUUAUGGGGCUGCUGUUCGUCUGGCGGACAUAAAUGCUGACGGAAAGGACGACUACCUCUCUGUUGACGAUGUCACUGGGGUGUUGGCCUACCUCAAUGAGGGUCAGCAAGGCAAUAGUUGGUCUUUCGCCGAACAAAACAACGGAGCAGUUAUUGCCCUAGGCUACUCAGGGGCGAGUCGGAGCGAGAUCCAGUUUGUGGAUCUUGAUGCCAACGGCUAUGCGGACUUUGUGAUGAUCAACGCGAGCACCGGUGCCCUUCACACCUACCUCAACUUUGGUCCCACCGACAAAGGCUACAACUUCGAGAUCAUUCCCGCAGAGAUCGCCAUAGGUGUAGGAGGCAUUGGCGCUGGCGUUCGCCUGGCCGAUAUGACUGGAAGUGGAAGAGCCGACUACAUCUACCUAGACGAAUCAGGUGCCGCUCGAAUUUGGGUCAACAAUGGCAACGGGUCUGACUUUGCCGACUUGAGCGCUUGGGUUGUCCUUAACAACGGGUAUGACGCGGCCAUUGGCGUAGGAGCACAGCGGCAGGACGUCCACUUUCACGACGUUGACGGCGACGGACUUGCUGAUUACAUUUGGGUACAUCCCGAUGACGGAUCCGUCAGCGUCUGGUACAACGAUGGUCCGCUGAACUCCGCCCUUGGUUGGAUCUCGGGUGGCACAAUUCAGCCUGCUAUGGGCGUUGCUGGACAGAACAUUCGGUUCGCGAGAAUAGGAGAUUCUGCGGUAAAGCUCGGCAGGGAGGAGCAGGCGGACAAUGCAGCCCAAAGCCGCCGCUCCCAGCUCAGUCUGGGCCAGAAGCACCGUACAAUGCUGCGCCCGAUUCUGGAUGCAUCACAGCUCCGUGCUCAACCUGCUACUCAUCUGGAUGCGGCGGACCGUGUUCUGGUGAGGGCUGUAGCACAUGCUCAGGCACGGGAUGCGCAGGUUGCAAAGGCGGAGACUGCCAUGCUGCCACAGGGACCAACGUUGGGGUCUGCACCGACAAAUGCUUCGCAUGCCAAGGCGUCGAUUGCUCCCUGGCCGGUGGUGCUACAAAGUGCAGCGGUCCCAAGUGCACAACGAGCGGACUGCUCGACCGACAAGUACAGCUGCAACGGUGAUGACUGUCGCGUUUGCUAUGGCAGUGAUUGCAAGCAGUGCAACGGCUCGGACUGUGAGACGUGUACGGGAAGCAGCUGCAAUGGUUGCAAUGGCUCCGACUGCACUAUGUGCACCGGGUCAGGCUGCACGUCCGCUUGUCAGGGCGGCAACUGCCCCGGAGCCACUGCCCCGACGACUGGAUCGUCCCCCACGACCGUCACGGCGGCUCCAACUGUAUGGGACAACGGUGGCAGUGCCUUCAAAGACCAUCCUGCCACGGCAGCGCCAUCCACUGGUUGUGCCGUGACUUCGCGACAAUCCACCACCAUCACCGAAGCUUUCCCCCAGACCACUGAGUACAACACCAUCCCUGCGGGGCCCUAUUGCGCGUGCGCCGGCGAUGUCGUUGCCGGGGUUGACUCGAGCACCGACCGAGCGGGCACAGUAUUCCUCUACUGUGCGACCGGCAUCACAACCUUUGCAAGUACUAAUGCCCAAGCUACAGCGACCGCCACCGCCUCACCCGGAAGUGCCGAUAACCCCGACUGGGCCCACGUGUCGUGCAGCUAUGGCAGUCUCACGGACCGAUACAACAACCGCACGCAAAUGUGGGAUGAUGCCGGAGCCUCUGCGGCUUGGGACGCCGUUGUGUUAGCCUGGAAGGAGUCCAACCAGGCCAUGUACCCGAGCUUUGCAGACUUUGUCACUGACUGGUUUGAUGCCGGCGACCAAGGCUGUACGAUACUGGGAUUCGGCGGAUGUGCGUCCUAUAUGGGCUGCUCGGAUUCCACCUCGCCCGCCGCAUGGCUAAUCGUCAACUCCAUCGCCACUGUCUUCAACAUACUCAAUUCUUUGUUUGGGGAUGUACGAACACUAGAUGGUGCUCUUGCUGUCGACCUGGGAGCCUUCACAGACAAAUUUUCCAUCGACGAAAAGUACAUUGAAGACACCAUGCAGCAACAACAAGCAUUGCGAAAGAAGUAUAAUACCGCACUGCUCGUUCUGAGCAUCAUCAUCAACUUCACGUUCGCUACUGCCUUAAAGACUAUUGGAAAUCUUGGCAAAGGUCUUCAGAGCAAUCUGUUGUCCUCGACCGGAAGCACACUCUACGGCGAAAUCUCGAACGCGUUCUCAUUCCACGAACUAUCGCUAGAGACUGAGAAUAUCCUUUACACGCAAAACACUGUGGAUCUAUACGGCGGUUUCGUAGUCAGCGAGUGGACGGACACCAUCCAGAAUGUCACAACCGGGCUAUUCAAUAAUCCCGAUUCGCUCGGUGCCCUCAUGAAUUAUGGAGCUUACUUCACAAGCUCGAACGAAUCGCUAUCUGCGAACGAUCAAACGAACGCCAUGACCGCGGCCCUUUUUGCCAAUUUGCUUCCCGUAGUCUGGCAAGGUAGUCCUGCACUCGGUGAGCCACUCAUUAUAACCGCUGGCACCAGUGCAUGCGACAGAUACCUCUUUGAAGGCUUCGCGUCGACCGAUGGCAUAUUCCAUGGCGUGAGUGAUGAAGGGACCGGCAGGAAUUUGAAAUGGAUCAUCGACAGCGCGGACCUCGCCAUGGACACUUGCUUCACUCACAAUGGAGUAGCGUUCUACCUCCUUUGGCUCUAUGUUGCCUUUGAAGACAAUUACAUCGUACACUUCGGCAUACCUCCUGGGCCCCCAUCACAGCUCAACGGCACCGCUGGGUACUUCGGCGGCCUCGAUAUUGACCAGGUCACCGCCAAUGCGGUCAACAGUUGGCAAGCUAACAACCAGACCAACGACUUUAGUAAUUUGGUCCCCACUUCCAUAUUGCAAGAUGUCUUUGCGAUCGGAACUGCCGACAUUGCGAACGCCCCUGGCCUAGUACAGCUGCCCAUUUGUCAGCUCAACGAUGUAGCAGGCCAGCUUUACGCCAGCAGCCACAACGACCAGAACAGUACUUCAUGGCCUUGUCAGACGGGCCUGUCCGGGAAAGGAAUGAUCUCUUUCAACACCCGUUGA